AUGCUGGGCAGCGAGAACUUGCACGACGAGGAGAGCAGCGAGAACAGCGAGGACGAGCCGAUCCACGAGUGCCCGGCGGAUGUUUUGUUAACUGGGAAGGCCGUUCGCUCCGAGAUCAAGCUCAAGGACCUGAAGCCCGAGGACCGCGCAAAGUUUGAAGCCUCUAUGGCUAAGGAAUGGUCAUCUAGGAUGAAGUUCGAUGCCGUGCAAGAGCUCACUGCCGAAGAGAUUGCCCAGCUGCCCCCGGACACGAAGAUCAUCGGGAUGCGGUGGGUUCACACCGACAAGAACGACAAGCCACGACUUCUUGCCAAAGCCCUGGCGAAGAGAACUGGCAAGACCGCCGACCAGAUCAAGAAGGAGUUCCCGUUCGAGGCCAAAUCCCGCAUGGUCGUGCAAGGGUGCCAGGAGAAUGACAACGGCAUUCGUUCCGACAGCCCGACCGCCUCCCUCCUGGCUUUUAACCUCGUGUGCACGGUGGCAGUGUUGCAAAGGUGGAUCCUGGUUGCCUGUGACGCCUCGACCGCCUACCUCCAGUCCCAGGGAAUAGACCGGUUGCUCAUUUUGAGGGCACCUCGGCCACCACCGCCUGGAGUUGCCCAGCACGCUCUUUUCCGGGCAAAGGGUUCCAUCUAUGGGACCAAGGACGCGGGGAGGUCAUGGUGGAAGAAGUUGUUCCGGACCCUCAGGAAGUACCGCUGGACCAUGUCAAAGAUCGAGGCAGCCCUGUUCUACCUGGUCAGCGGUGACAAGCUUGUGGGGGUCAUGCUCUCCCACGUAGACGACCUCCUGGCAGCCGGCGAGGGCAGCGACUACGAGGCCACCCUCAUGGCACUGGAGAAGGAGCUCUACCUGAAGGUCAAGCGCCAGGAGUUCCGCUUCUGCGGGAAGAACGUGAAGCAGAAGGACAACACCAUAGCGGUGGACCAGUUCGACGCCAUCGAGAGCAUAGACUACAUGCUCCUGGCCCCAGCCAGGAGGAAGCUCCCGAAUGCCACGUUGACCGAGGAGGAGAAGAGCAACUUCCGUGCUCUUAUCGGGCAGAUGGGCUGGGUCACGCGCCAGUCAAGACCCGACCUCACUGUGAACGUGAGCAUGGCUUCUCAGAGCAUGGGCCGACCGACCGUGAAGGAUGUGGUCGAACUCAACAAGGCCGUGAAGAUGCUGAAGGAGACCUCGGAGGCCAAGUGGAGGUUUGUGGCCUCGGACCUGACACUCGAGGGUCUGAAAUCACAGUGUGGAUACGUGGUCGGGCUCACGAAGGAGAGCAUCACGGACGGCUCGGAGCACCCGAUCUACCUCCUCGAGACCUACAGUGGGAGCAUAAAGCGCGUGUGCAGAAGCACACUGGCCGCAGAGUCGAAUGGAUUCUUGGCCGGCGCCGAAGCAGCGGAGUACGUGAGGAUGAUCCUGAUGGAAGUGAAGUACCCCACGGAGAGGCUCAUCGACCUGGACCGCGAGUUCAAGAAGGACCGAGUGCUCUGCUUCACCGACGCUAAGAGCCUGGAGAGCAGCAUCAACAAGGAUGCUGGGAUAUCCCAAGACAAGCGUGUCCGCAUUCUUCUGGCACAAGUGAAAGAGCUCCUGGGUCUCAACGACUACCAGGAUGACAAGAACCUAUACGCCAUCUGGGUGGAUACAAGCCAGAUCUUGGCCGAUGUGCUGACGAAGUGCGGAUGCGAGCGCGAGCCCCUGCUGAGUGCCCUUUUCAAUGGCACCUGGAGACUGGAGCCGAGCGACGAGGCCCAGCGCAAGAAGGAGCAGAUAAGGGCCGGCAGGAAGACUAGAAAAGAAGCCCUCCGCAAAGCCGAGGGGCCAGACAAGUUGCGUGGUCUGGCCGGACUUGCAGUCGGCCAGGUUCUCGAGACGAGGACUCCCGUCCUUAUCAAAGAAGACAACAGGUACGUGGAAAGUUCGAUAGUGCCUUUGUCGGUGAAGGUUGUACUGGCAGUUGCGCAGGAGCAGGUUGGAGAGCAGGUGUCUCGAUUGGCGCAAAUUCUACUCUCGAAAAUCGAGGCUAUCAGGCUCAUAACAUGUACGGGGCGGUUCAGCGGCUGCUAUCCUCAGGGAGUGGUGGACCAGACCAUGGCUGAGCUGUGUUCGUAUAUCAACGGCCUUCAAGGUCGACUGAACUCUCUCGGAGGCGAUGACCACGUUUGCGAGGCACUGUUUCAACAUGGCGAUGGUGGAGCUAUGCUGCGCGCCAUUGCUACGCCUCUGCAGAAGUUUGUCGAACUUGCCUUUCCCAGAGCAGCACCGCCUGCACUUGGCAACUUUGGCUCUCGAUUCAACUUCGAGUAUUUCUUCAGUGAAAGAGCAAAGGUGGUCCUGGAGCGCGGAGGCACGGUCCAACCGGCACGACUCUCGUAUCCACCCAUCUUCAGUCCAGGGGGUAUAUGCUCCAUGGAGAACGAUGACACCACGCAGAGCAUUGGACCUGAUGUUGCAUACGUGCUGACGAAGCUUCGGCAAGCCAAGGACUGCGCGUGGCAUUUGCUGCUCGCAAGCAGUGUGACCAUGUCGAACUUCGUGGUUAAUUUUGGAGCUGCCGAUGGCGAAUGCGGCUCCGAAGAGGACUGGAACGCGGACCCUGCAAACUGCCUUACCGCAGAAGGCUACUCGGCAGUUCUUGUAGAAGGAGAUCAGAAGUUCUUCGAGUCGUUGCGCGAUCGAUACGGAAAUCGAUCCGAUGUUUCCAUGGCGCAAGAGCCAGUAGAGGACUUCUUCAUCGGAUAUUUCUCCAGAGAUCUGGUUUUCGAGUACUGGGCCGGCAAUCCAUCCAACGAGAUUUUUCACGGUCACAUCACCGUGGCUGCUUUUCCAGACGUGGACGGAAGUCAUGGAGCAAAGCAAAGCUCAGAGUAUCUCUUGGCAUUGCAGAUGGCGUCGCCAGAGGAUGUGUCAUGGCUAGUCCGUUCAUUUCACGGACGACCCUACAAUGCCAUCGAAGCAAGCAUCUGUAGCCUGCAUCCGGUGCUGAGUAGUCAGACAGGAUGCCUAGAGGAGAAUGCAAGUCCCAGUGCUGAAAACUGCGCCCUUGCGAAGCGACGGUCCCCAGUGCUGCCGCCGCUGCCGCCUGCUUUGCCGCAGUCGGUCGAUGACAAACUUCAUUCAUUGGCCACUGGUUCAACCUCGCUGCCUUCGCCUUUGAUGUUGCCUUCUGUUCCGCGGAAAUCAUCCCCCUUGAUGUCUCCCUGCUCCCAGCCAGAAGUGCCAGAGCUUUUCAUUCAAAGUGGAGCUGGCACACAUGGCAUCGUGUCUCCGACACCGACUUCGUCAGGAAAUGAGCGUUCAUAUUGCGCUGUUUGUUUUGAAACAGUGGACUCGAACCCUGCAGAGUACCAGCUGACUGAACUUGGUGGAGGCGUGCCACUGACAAUCCUGUGCGGACAUACGUUUCAUGCACGUUGCCUGUCACGCUGGUGUGAUAGCACGUGCCCAGUGUGUCGAUUUCAGCAACAUCCAUAUCAAACAUCGUCUUGCGACGUGUGUGGGCAAGUGGAAGGCGUGCAUAUCUGCCUCGUUUGUGGGUUUAUUGGUUGUACAGCUCAUCCCGGUCAAGGGCAUGCUCAACAGCACUUCGAAGCAACAUCUCACGCAUACGCGCUGGACGUGAACACACAGCAUGUCUGGGACUAUGCUGGGAAUGGAUACGUGCACCGCUUGCUCUACAACGAUCAGGAUGGCAAGAUGGUAGAGCAUUCAGUGCCACAAGAUUCCAACGAGUCUUUGGCCAUCUCUGCCCAGUCUGUGUUUGGUGGCCUUCGAUGGGCAGACAUGGAGGACGACGACUGUGACAAGAUCGCAGCGCUGUUCACUCGAGCGUCAGCCGUGAGCACUUCUUCUGGAGCGAAGAAACAGGAGGCCAUCGUGGGGGAGUUCAACAACUUGCUGUCUUCGCAAUUGACCGCUCAGCGGCAACAUUUCGAUGAGCUGAGGCAGGACAUUGAGAAGCACGCGGCCAGUGAAAUUGAGGACAUGGAGGCACAGGUCGCGACUGCAAAAGGAACGGCAGAUUCCGUCCACAGGCCGGGCUAG
Molecule: messenger RNA, 4038 nt
Organism: Symbiodinium necroappetens
Lineage: Eukaryota; Dinophyceae; Suessiales; Symbiodiniaceae
Source: the annotation of a GenBank genome assembly